Molecule: messenger RNA, 4321 nt
Organism: Cinara cedri
Lineage: Eukaryota; Metazoa; Arthropoda; Insecta; Hemiptera; Aphididae
Source: the annotation of a GenBank genome assembly
UUUAUCGAUACUUUUUCUUAUCAGUUUAUUAGGCAAAAGUAAAACACUUUUAUAUUUUCAUCUAGGAAUAUUCAACGAGUAAUGAGGAUGCUUUUUACUCUGUGAAUAACUAAGCAGUGUUAUUUCUGUGAAAAUGGCCAUGUAUCCAGUUUUAAUAUUCGGUUGUUUGUGCGCUAUUUCGCUGACCACCGGCGAUUAUGUACCGACCAUAGCUAUUUCUUGCGGAAUUACUCCACUACUUACUUUACCCAAGUAUCAACCAUCUAUAGACACUUUAGGGUUUAAAAAAUUACUUGCAUCUCUCUGGAAUGAUGAUACUAAAGUCAUCGUGAUUUUAGAUGAUGAACUAAGCCUCGAAGACUUCACCAUGAAAGGUAAUAUAAACCCAACAAUUUGUACAGAAUAUGUACAGUUUUCAUUAUUAAUGUAUCAACAUUAAUCUAUUAAUUAGGUAUUUGCAUAUUUUUUUAUGCAGUCAGUGUUUUUUUCCAGUUCUACCUAAUAAUAAUAUUUUCUAGGUAAAAAAAACUUCAUAUCUACCUAUUUAAAUGAACAGCUUUAUUAAAUAAAUUUUUUUUUUUUUUUUUAAAUAUACAAAUUAUGAUAGUGAAACACAUUUAUUUCCCUCAAUAAAAUUAACCCACUAAGAAGAACUAAUCAUGUUCUAUUUUAUAAAAACAAUUAUACUUUCAUUUCAUUCUUCCUAAGAGCUCUAUCAUUGGUGAAUCUUACUACGAAUCAUGUAGAUUUUUGUACAAAAAAAUUAAUAACAACAAAAAAUCCAAAUGCUGUGUAUACUUUGCCAUAUUUUUUAUGUUUUUCUCUGGUUUUUCGUUGGUAUAAGAAAAAUAUACUGAAAAUAAAACUGACUUAAAAAUAACUUUCUUACUCACAAACUAGAGAACCACAAUUUUAACCAUUGAGUACCCACAUCUAUAAAUAAUUCUUAAAUGGCUCAUAUGAUUUUACUACUUCUAGAAAAGUCAAAUAUAAGUUUUCUGUCCAAAAUUCAUGUUUCAUGCAUUCUUUCUCUGGUUUUUUUACUCAAUUAUUAAAAAGAACAACUUAAAUACUUAUCAUUAAGGUUAAAAAUGCAAUGAAUGCAAUGUCUUACCGUUUUUCUAUUGGAGCAAUAUAUUUGGUAGAAAAUAUAAAGUGUGAAAUAGGUUUGGAAUUUAAAUGCCAUUUUAAUAAGGCAUCAACAUUGCAUUUUUUUUUUUUUGUCUUAGGACAUAACUUGUUAUUUUGAGAAGUAUCUGUAGUACAGAAAACAGAAUAAUAUUGUACUGUAUUCAAUUGUUACUCAAAUGAUAAACAUUAUAACCAUGUGAUAAUAUGUUAUGACUAUUAUUUAUGUUCAGUUACAAAAUGUAUUUGACGGAAAUACUACCUAGUAUUUAUUUUAUUUUACAAUUUCUGACAAUAUAAAUACAAAACUGAUCGCUGCGAAUCGCUUAGUGAAGUGUAUUUGAGAUAUUUACUUAUUUGACUUUUUAAUUACCUACUCCUUUUUUAGGAGUUAAGUGGUAAAGUUAAUCUCAAGUACUUGACAAUAAAUUAAAAUCUGUUUCUAGAAUUCUUAUUGCUUCACAUGGUCAUUAGGUAUGUUGGAAUGAAAACACGUCUAAAUCUCUGUCAUACGUAUAUAAGAGAAAUACAGAAACUCGUCUCUUCCAAUUACCUGAUAUACCGUGUGUAAUUCAAUCAUAGACACUGUUUUGCCUGGGACAAUUCUUCACACUUUAUUUAUGAAUAUUGCCAAAAUUUCACAUCAAAAAAAAAUUUUUUUUAUAUGAAAAUAUGUUUAUUUUUUUCUUAAAAUUUAUACAAUUCAAACUAUCUAUUUUUAAAUGCUCGGUUUUUUUUUUUUUUUAUUUAACUAUACAAAUUAUUGGGUAGUGCUAUCCAAAUGAUAAAUACAAUCUAUCAGUGCAACAUUGAUAAUGUUUUUUGUAUAUAUACCGAAAGAGUAAAGAUAGUGUUUUUGUAAUCAUUUUAAUAAAUUUCAUGAUAAUUUUAAAAUAAGUAAUUGAAUAUUUAUUUUUAUUAUAUCUUUUGAGUGAAUACAUUUUUAUAUUUUUCAAUAUUUUUCUUAAUAGUGCCUACAUAUUAGGUGUAAGUUUUUUAACAAAAAACAAUUUAUUAUCAAUAAGUUUUAAUUUUUCAGGUUAUAAAAUAAUAAUCUAAUCUGUUGUACUAAAACUGCAUUGGAAAAUUGACAAGGAAUAAUCAGAUUUGUAUGAAUAACAACCAAUUUGUUGUUUUAUCUUCUAGGUACUGAUGGUCACAGUUUAUUCCAAUUGUUUGAAAAUGUUAAAGAUCGCCGCUUCUUCCCAUCAGUUGAUCAACCAGAGAAAGCUGUUGAAAUGUUAUCAAAAAAUGGUUUCACUGUGAAAGCUUAUAAUGAUAAUACAUAUAUACAUAAUAGUUCUGGAAAAAUUAUAGCUUUAGCAGAUUUCAAUGAAAAAGAUAAUAUGAAAGAUCAUAGUAGACAAUCAACAUUACUCAAACAUAAUAAUGAUAUGUCAAACAUGUUUAAUAAUCUUUGCAAACAAUACACCAAUGUCGUUUUAGUAUUUUCUGGUAAACUAAAUCCAUGGAUUGAAAAGUCAGGACUAUCAAAUAAUCAUCAUUUAGUAACUAGACACCUGAUGGCUACUGAAUCUAAACAUUUUAUUUUAAAGGAUUCUAAAAUAAGAAACGCACUAGUAUACUCAGCUAGCUAUCCAACUUUAACAGCUGAUAAUGUAACAUUUACAGUUGAAGGCACAAACUCUGAAGUAUAUAAAAUUGUUUUAAAUAUAAAUUUUUUAACAAAUAUCAAAUAACAAUGUAUUUAUUUUACAGCCAACCACUGGUUUACGCGAUUCAGCAAUAAAAAUCGGUUCAACAUUUACAUAUAACAAAGAAAAAAUUAUAUUACGUUUUCGUUUUGAAAAAACAACAUUCACAUGGGCAUUAAAAGGAAUUGAAUUUGAAUUAGGCUCUGCUAAUGUUUUACUUGAACCAAAAAACAAUCAAACAAUUGGUGCUCCACUUGGUUUGUCUUACUUCUCAAAAGGACCUGUGGUCUUCACUAAUGGUUCUAUAGUGUUGACAUUUAAUGAUACAUUUCAGGUUAGUUAAACGAAAUGUAUUUAUACAAUUAUUUGAAAUAACUGUUUACUAACUUUAAAUCACAUUGGGUAUGUAUAGUAAAUGCUAUUAAUUGAAGUAAGUUCUAUUUUAAAUACAAAUAAUAAUUAAUAGUACAUAAAUGUAAUUAUAUUGAAACUGCAGUGGUAAGCAAAAUCUUCAAUACUCAGAAAAUAAUCUUUAUUAUAAAAACAAACAUUUAAAAUUUUGCUGUUUUCCCAAAAAUAUAAUUUAAUUAUUAUACUCUAUUACGUAAAAACCCUAUUGUAAGUAAAAUGAUUUGAAGAAUUCAAAGUAGUUAUUUUGUUAUUUUACUAUUAUUAUUAUCAUCUGUGUGAUAUAAACCAGUCAAAUGCCAUAAGCAUACAAAAUAAAUAAAUAAUAAUUAACUUACUCUCCGUAAAAAAAGUUUGUUUAACAAUUGUUUUUUAAAAAUUGCCUCUUAUUUAUAUUAAUAUUAAUAUUUAUACUAUUUAUAUUCCAUUUCAUGGCUCUACACUUUUCCUGUAUAUUUUCACUCUAAUCUUACUCCUGAUUAUCUACUUUUAGUUUCUUUCAGUUACACUCAAAAUGCACCCCAUAGGGGUACACUUUGUAAAUUGAACAACAAUAAAAAUAAUUAUUGUAUUUUUACUACUAGGUUCAACCAUGGUUAACAUCAACAGGGGAUGAAAAAUUCAAUGAUCCUCAAGCACAAGACUCUUUCUUUACACCGCCCAUAUUGGCUGGUUUAUUUGUUAGUGCCCUUAUGUUGUUUAUUGUUACAUGGGGUAUCACUAUGAUAAUGGACAUCAAAAUCAUGGAUAGAUUUGAUGAUCCUAAAGGUAAAACUAUUACCAUCAAUGUCGCUGAAUAAAUCCACAUUCCAUUAAUAUUUUAACGUAAAUACUUAUUUGUAAAAAUUGUUGAAAAUGUUUUUAUUUCCUUAAAAUUAGAGAUUAUUAUUAUUUGAGUUAGUUUUACUUAUAAAGAAUUUGUUUUUUUUUUUUUUUAGUAAUUUAGAUAAUUGUAUAAUAUUAUUAUAUAUUUUUUUCAUUUGUCCAUUUAUUACAUGUGGUUAAUUUAUAUAGAUUACAUCAAAAAUAAAAUUAUUUCUCUAUGCUUAACAAUUAAUGUUAUAAAUAUUAUAAAAUAAAUAAAAAUAUAAUAACUGUUUUGUUUAUAUAAAUAUAUAUGCUGCUGUCAU